This is a messenger RNA of Paraglomus occultum, 182 nucleotides long. NCBI's taxonomy places the organism in Eukaryota, Fungi, Glomeromycota, Glomeromycetes, Paraglomerales, Paraglomeraceae. The record is from the annotation of a GenBank genome assembly.
UGUCGACAACCUUAUUAUUGGAGGAGGCGUAAUUGGACUCGCUUUUCUCCGCACGAAUGAAAUCCUUGCCGAAUUCACUGCCGACGAGCGGGCGUUGCUGGAUCAGAUCUUUAACGGUGGAAAUGAAGGAUCAGAGGCAAGAUGCAAGGGGAAAAGAUAUUGUGUCGGGUGGGAUUGUAAAG